Molecule: messenger RNA, 1182 nt
Organism: Serendipita indica DSM 11827
Lineage: Eukaryota; Fungi; Basidiomycota; Agaricomycetes; Sebacinales; Serendipitaceae
Source: the annotation of a GenBank genome assembly
AUGAUUACCUUUCAACACGUUGUUUUUGCUGCCGUGGCCUUCCGCGCUGCCCUCAUCGUUUACGCCGAAUACCAUGACGCGCACUCUGUCCUCAAAUACACAGACGUUGACUAUCGAGUGUUCUCCGAUGCCGCACGCUUCGUAGCUCAACCUAUGGCUGACAACCACGCGGUCGGUCCUUGGGGCGAGUCGCUAUCCCUCGGCGAUCCUUACACGCGUGAAACGUAUCGAUAUACACCACUGCUUGCUCUGCUACUCCUUCCAAACGAAUGGCUCCAUCCUGCCUUUGGCAAGGUCAUAUUCUCAUUGGCUGAUAUUGGAAUCGGGCUCUUGUCCAAGCAGCUUCUGGUAGCGACAUCAUCCAAGUGGAGGCAGAAGGAGCAUACGUACUGGGGACUUUCGCGCGACGAGCUCAUACUCGCUGGAAUUUGGCUUCUGAACCCGAUGCCCGCAAAUAUCUCUACAAGAGGCAGCGCCGAAUCGCUCCUUGGAAUACUUGUCAUCCUGACAUUGGCAUUGGCCGUGCAGAGAAAGUGGGUUUCUUGCGCCAUCUUGUUAGGUGCAAGUAUCCAUUGGAAGAUAUACCCACUCAUCUACGUCGGGAGUCUCCUUCCACUGGUUGGAGCAGAGAUUGACACACCUUCACGCACGCGGGUCGGGGGAUUUCCGAAUUGGGUCUUGAACCCCCAGCGACUGCGCUUUGUCGCCGUAUCUGCAGCCACAUUUGCACUCCUAUCAGGGGCCAUGUACAUGACAUGGGGGAUGCCGUUUCUUGAGCAUUCUUACCUGUAUCACAUUGGGCGUACGGACCACCGACACAACUUCAGCGUCUACUUCUAUCCGCUCUACCUUGGCCUCACCCGUGAAGCCGUGCUCACAAACCUACAAUCCAAGGCCCUGGGUCUUCUCGCAUUUCUACCACAGAUGACGCUGUCUAUCGGCAGUGGAUUCUAUCUGUCUCAUUCGCUCGUCGAAUCUUCAGCAUUCAACGCCUCUAGAACCAAAAUUGAGCGGGAUACAGCCCAUCACGCGAUCGGACAUCUUCCGUUCGUAUUCUUCCUCCAAACGAUGAUAUUCGUCACUCUCAACAAAGUAAAGGGAUCCGCGCAUGGAAAGCAGUAUUCAUGGUGGGAUCCUGGUUUGGCGCGCAGGCUUUAUGGUUAUCCCAAGGCUAUACGCUAG